AUGGCUGCUAUGGCAGAGCAUGUACGACAGAUACCAAGUCCGCUGCCAGCUCCGCCGGAACACGAUGUCCUCACGGCCACCCAAUGGGGCGUCCUGACCGCCAUUGCGGAUACCGUGAUACCCUCCUUGACGCCGCUAGAGGGAAACAGGUUGUUGAAGCACCCUUUACGGAAGGAAAUCUACGAAGCUAGCUGCAGACGUCUGGAGCAGCAGUGCAUCUCAUCAAGCCACCACAAUCUAGCUGCCGGCUAUCUCCAGGAGCUGGCUACUACACAAUCGGAGUUCAGAGAUGGCAUCCGCAGGCUCAUCAAUAUUCACCUGCCGGAGGAUGCUCGGAAACAGCUUUUAUUUAUACUGACCACGCUGAGUUCUCGAGCGGGCGCACUACUACUCACUGGCUAUACGUCUCCGAUCGACUGCCUGCCAGUACAGACACGGGAGCAGAUACUGCUGGCAUGGGCGAAUGCACGCUUGCCGCUUUUCCGACAACUACACUCGUCUUUGACAUCGCUGGUGAAGCUUUUGUGGGUGCGCACAUCACCAACAUUGGCCCGUGUGCUCAGCUUUCCACGCACGCCUGUGCACGAUGUUCUACCAGAGUCACCAUUCGCAUUUGGAUUCUUGCAGAUUCCAUCGAGCAGUGAUGAGCCCGAGGUAGUCGAGGCGGAUGUCGUUAUUGUGGGAAGUGGAUGUGGAGGUGCUGUCGCUGCCAAGACCCUUGCGGAGGCCGGACUCAAGGUCAUGGUAAUUGAUAAGGGCUACUACUGGCCACCGCAGCACUUGCCCAUGUCUGAGUAUGAGGGUCCUGGGCACCUCUUCGCUAACGGCGGUGCGCUCCAAAGUGAUGACUCGAGCAUAGCGGUUGUGGCAGGAAGUGUCUGGGGUGGCGGUGGAACUGUGAACUGGAGUGCCUCCUUGCAGACGCAGGGCUAUGUGCGCAGAGAGUGGUCACAGAAGUUUGGGCUCUCUCACUUCACGAGCUCAGCCUAUCAAGCUGACAUGGAUAUGGUAUGCGAGCGAAUGGGUGUAGGUACCGCAGCGAUCGAGCACAACAAGACCAACCAAACACUGCUCGACGGUUCUCGUAAGCUCGGCUGGAGUGCAAAGGUCGUGCCACAAAACACCCGUGGUAAGGCUCACAAUUGUGGAUACUGUACUCUGGGCUGUGGGAGCUGCGGCAAGCAAGGUCCUAGCGAGACGUUCCUGCCCGAUGCUGCCAAAGCUGGUGCCACGUUCAUGGAAGGGUUCGAGGUGCAUGAACUUUUGUUCGAAGGCACUUCAACGAGCGACAGAGUCGUGGCUGGAGUCAAAGGCGUCUGGAUGGCGCGAGAUGGCAACGGAGGUGUCGCUGCGAAGGGGCGAGUUGCACGGCCCGUGAUCAUUAAAGCACCACGAGUGAUAUGUUCUGGUGGCUCGAUAGCUACACCAAUUCUCCUGCGCAACUCUGGCCUCUCGAAUCCUCACAUAGGUCGACACUUACAUCUUCACCCUGUCACUUUCGUCGGAGCUGUCUGGGACGAAGAUGUGCGGCCAUGGGAAGGACCGAUCUUGACGAGUGUGGUCAAUGAAUUUGAGAACCUCGACGGCGAAGGCUACGGCGUCAAACUUGAGGCGGAGACCAUGCUCCCCAGCUUCUGGCUGCCUUUCCUGCCAUGA
Recurvomyces mirabilis is the source of this 1656-nucleotide messenger RNA. RefSeq lists its product as uncharacterized. The transcript has 2 exons. Gene Ontology annotation, molecular function: flavin adenine dinucleotide binding; long-chain-alcohol oxidase activity. The record is from RefSeq and is a predicted model, not a curated record. Lineage: Eukaryota; Fungi; Ascomycota; Dothideomycetes; Mycosphaerellales; Teratosphaeriaceae. The coding region runs from base 1 to 1656 and encodes 551 amino acids.